AUGUUGAUCAAAUCUCUCUUAACCUCCUUCUUCACUUCUCUGGUUCUAGCUGUCUGGGACCCCGCUUCAGGCGGUGACUGGGCCAAACUCAAACCCUGGGCCCAAAAACCCGAUGGCGCCGUCUCGUCGCUUCCCUUCCCUGUUGGAAUAGUCACGGUACCCUUCCAGCGCAACGAAAAAGGUCAAUGGGAGGAACCGCUGUUGGAAGAGCCGCCUUUGUGGGUGCCAGACGUAAAGGAAGAGUUUGAGGCGAAGUGGGCAGACAUCCACCAGAUGAAAGAGGGCCAGGCUUUACGUGCAGAGUACUGGAUGAACGAAGAUUCCCAGGAGGACGACGAUGACGAUAACGAUGACGAUGACGAACCUUGGGAGUUGAAGGGUCCUGACUGCGAGGAAAAAAAUUGGUUCGAUGAGCUGUGGCGGUUGGAACACGAUUAUGAUGUUAGUGAUGAUGCUGACUGUGAGCAUUCAGACUCAGACUACGAUUCCGACUACGACAAGAACGCCAACGGCAACGUUGACGGCUUCCAAGUUCAUGUUGUACCGGAUGUUGCCUUGAAAAAACGUGGCCAUGGCGUCAAAAAAAGGGCGUUGCAGGCAUUCAAAUACCCGGUGAAAUACAGCAGUUGCUCUGACGACGGCACGCUUGUGAUGCACUUGAACGGUGGGAUCUUGACCGACCACCUCGACAGAAUCGGGAGCAUUGUGUCAAACCACCAGUUCCAGUUUGACGGUCCGGUGCCCCAGUACGGUGCCAUUUAUGCUGCAGGUUGGCUGGUCUCCAAAGACAGCCUCUUGUGCUUGGGCGAUAGAACCACGUUCUACCAGUGUCUGGCUGGGGACUUUCACAAAACCUACGACAGCCCAAUUCACGACGAAUGCUUCCCAGUGCACUUGGAAGUCGUUAGGAUCGAAGGCCCUUGCGAUGAUAACUUCUAG
Molecule: messenger RNA, 939 nt
Organism: Candidozyma auris
Lineage: Eukaryota; Fungi; Ascomycota; Pichiomycetes; Serinales; Metschnikowiaceae
Gene: PIR32
Product: Pir32p
Exons: 1
Coding region: 1-939 (312 amino acids)
Biological process (GO): fungal-type cell wall organization
Cellular component (GO): fungal-type cell wall
Molecular function (GO): structural constituent of cell wall
Source: RefSeq, a predicted model, not a curated record